AUGUCGUCAACGACGCUCGCACCUGGACUCGCGCGGAAGGUGAAAAAGGUACUGGACACGCGAUUAGAUGGACGCGAAACUGUGGCGUGUUUGAAAGCUUUGUCUGAAUUCUACAUCGAAAACGAUCAGAGCGCGCGCAGAGGUUUACGGUUCGCCAUCGAACGGCGAGGGUUGGACAUCAAUAACGAGUUCAUUCACGCGUCUGAAUCUACGCAAGGCACGCUCAAAGCCGUAGACGACAAGUUAGACGCAUUGACGCAGUGUGUCGAUUCUAUCGAAGAAGCGUUGGAGAAGAAAUCGCAGUCCACUGUGGCUUUACUGCGCGAAACGGAGAGCGCAAAGAAUGAUCUCGCACGAAUUCAGUCGAGAAGCAAAGUUAUCGACACGUUUUUGAGAGAUUAUCAGCUGAAAGAAUCGGAACUGAACGCACUCAAGGAAGAUAUCGAUGAAACGACUGAGAUCGUCGGUGGUGUGUCCGCGUCGACUUCCCGCGUCAUAACACCUCUAUUUUAUAAAGCACUCAGACGAGUAAAACAAAUCCAUAAGAAUUGUGCCCACUUGCUUCGAACGCAACAUCAACGUUCGGGCUUAGAGCUCAUGGAUGUUAUGUCCGGUCACAUGGACCAAGCGCACGAAAAGCUUUGUCGAUGGGUUCAAAGUGAAGUGCGCAUCGCGGCUGAGAACGAGUUUGAUAAUACCAGUAGCUUUUCCGCGGACGCAGAAGAGCGGCUAGAGCAAGUCGCGAAAGCACUGCGCGUUUUACGUUCCAGACCAACGUUGCAUCAAUAUUGCGUAGAAGAGAUUGCAAGAACACGACACAAUGCGUUGUUUCGUCACUUUAUUGCAGCACUGACUCGAGGAGGCCAAUCUGGAAAAGCUCCGAUCGAAGCACGCGCGCACGAUCCGGUUAGAUAUAUUUCUGAUAUGCUUGGAUGGAUUCACCAAGCCGUGGCGAACGAACGCGACGUAUGCAACGCUUUGUUUUUAAGUACAGAUGCAUCGCUGCUCUCCGACGAAGAGGACGAGAAAGAUGCGAACAAUACAUCUAGCACGAGAGAUGACGCAAACUCUGGAAGUGUGAAGGAAAGCGCAGAUACAAGCGGCGAGCUAUAUGACAACAUGGAGGGAAUCGCGAAGGAUACGAUGGUUAAGAUAAUGGAUGGUUUAUCGCGCCCGUUAAGAGUUCGCGUGGAGCAAGCUUUAGCUGGAACACCGGAUGCGUUAGAAACGUACAAAAUUACGGGAGUUUUACACUUUUACUCUGGAGUUUUAGAACAAUUGCUUUCGUUGACGACGGCAUCUCCCUCCGAAGCCGAGAAAGGUUUGGUCGAAGCUGUCAAGGUUUGCGCGAAAGCCGCGCAAACGUCCUUUAACGAUGACGCAAUAGUCAAGGGUGCUGCAAUUACUCGCAACCCACCAGUACCGCAAACAGGAUUACAUGCGCCUCCAAUUGUACAAGAACGCUUGGAGGUGGCGAUUUCUAUUUUGAAAGCUGCUUCAUCGGACGUUCCAUCGAGCGGCGGCUUAUCGGGCAGAGAACAGAGCGGAAUCAACGAGCACGGGAAUGCUGGAGCGGAUAAAAUCAUCGUGAAAGUAUUAGAUGCCAUCAUUGAUCCAGUCAUUGAAGCGUGCGAGUUGGGAGCGAACAAGUUGAUCGAGGUAAAUUCGACCAUCAUCGGUGGCUCCAAGACUGUGCCAUGGGCCGCAGAUGCCUACGUUUUAAAUUGCCUUGGAGCUUUGCACACUCCGUUAAAGCAGUAUCCGCUAGCACAAGCGAAGACGCAAGACUUGACGAGACGCAUUUCAAACACGGCCACAGAUGUCGCCGAUAAUUACGCGGAAUCAAUCUUAAAUGCGUGUGGUCUUCUCGACGUGCUCGAACGAGUUUCUUUGUAUCAAGAACGUUCGUCUGGCGUGAUGUCUCACGAUCCGAGCUUGACUUUAGAUAUCAUCUCUAAAGCGUUGCAAGGUUUAGUAGAAAGUGCCAAGGAUGGCGCCCCGGAUUUUCAAGAAGUUCAAUCACCUCGAGUGCGAUUGGAUAUCCAGAACCGGUUCUCGAAUCGUUUGAUCGAAGCGUACACUCGCGUAUAUAUCGCCGUCUUGAAUCCAAACGCUGGGUAUGGUUCAAACGAGCGGGACCAUAUCAAACACGCGCCAGAUGCGUUGAGUACGAUUUUCGGCAUGUAA
Bathycoccus prasinos is the source of this 2187-nucleotide messenger RNA. RefSeq lists its product with no specific name. Gene Ontology annotation, cellular component: COG complex. The transcript has a single exon. The coding region runs from base 1 to 2187 and encodes 728 amino acids. NCBI's taxonomy places the organism in Eukaryota, Viridiplantae, Chlorophyta, Mamiellophyceae, Mamiellales, Bathycoccaceae. The record is from RefSeq and is a predicted model, not a curated record. Gene Ontology annotation, biological process: intra-Golgi vesicle-mediated transport.